GCCACAUUCCUGUAUGACUUGGAUUGGAAAAUAAUCGUUGUCCGAAAGUAUAACGUUCCAAUCUUAUCAGUUAUCACAAAUACCCUCUAUAACCCCCUUCCCCUUUACAUUUCUCCAUCCAAGAAAAGUUGAUUUUUUUCUUUCUAUAACAAGAACACCUUUUUUAGGUUCCAAGAACCAAGAAGAAAAAUUUGAAGAAAAAAAAAAGAGGGGUUUCUUGGGGUUCUGUUUCUGUAGGUAAAAGGAAAUGUGUGAAUCUUCUUCUUCAGCUUGUUUAGUGCGAUCCUUUUCUCAACCCUCUCAAGAACGCAAUGUGGGAGAGCGUGCAUUAACAACAUCAGUGUCAUUUGGAAGAUUUAUGUCUGAAUCGCUGGCCUGGGAGAAGUGGUCCUCAUUUACUCGCAAUCGGUAUCUUGAGGAAGUUGAGAAGUAUGCAAGGCCUGGUUCAGUUGCUGAAAAAAAAGCUUACUUCGAGACUCAACACAAAAAAGCAGCUGCUAAAAAAGCUGUUUUGUUGCUAGAGCAACAAAAUGCAGCAGUUGAUGAGUCAUCUGAUUUGAAUGUGAUAGAUCAAAACAAUGAUCAUUUCACAGUGAACUCUGAAUUGACAGGGACCAACGGUUAUGUGGGUAUUGAAGAAACGCAUGGAGAAGAGGGAGAGUUGAAUGUGACAACUCAAACUAUUGAUGAUUCUCAAAAGGAAUCCGAGUUUACUGUGAAUGGCAGCUAUGGGGACUCUCAGGACUCUGAGGAAGCACAGGGAGAACAAGAUCAUUUGUAUGUGACAGAUUCAGAUCUUGAUCAUUGCACAAUGCGCUUUGAGUUGCCAGAGAAUGGCAGCCAUAUGGGUAUUGAAGAAGUGCAGGGAAAUGGGGAUAAUAAUACAACUACCUGUGGUAGCUAUCCUAUUCAUGAAGAAAUUAAUUUGGAAACUGCUGAGACUGAAAACUCUAUCAAACAAUCUUAUUCAGCAGAGAAUGAACUCAAGUCAUUGAAUCAGCCAGAAAAUGUUAUUGUAGAGAAUGCUGCUAUGGGGGGAGACUUUGAAUCAUCAAAGUUCACAUCUCGUGUCAAACCGGUGACAGGUCUGCAACCUAUACUGACUGAUAAAUCUGCUCCAUCUAGCAGAAAGAACGGAAAAGUCCUGAUUGACAAAAAGCUGUCGAAUCCAAAAUCUCGUCACAUGUCAAUCAAGUUUUUUUCUCACAGAAAGGAAACAAAGAAAACGUUGUCUCCGAUUCUUGAGAAGAUAGUGAAUUCAAGACUUGUAAGAUCCAUCACCAAAACAUCUGGAGAUAGUAAAGUUCAACAGACUUCAACUCUGGCAUCAGUAAGUGGGAUAUCAAAGUAUCUUUCUGAAACCCCUCAACGAGAAAAUAGAAGGGACAGAACGAAACUUGACAAAUCAUUGUGUAGAAGCAGAAAAGAAGAGGGUGAAUCGCUAUCACACUCGGGAAAUAUCAAACCAAUAAACAAGCACGGAAACAUAGCAUGUUCCCCUACUGUAUUUUCUCCUUUCAGCUUAAGGAGUGAAGAAAGAGCAGCAAAGCGAAGAGAGUUCUUUCAGAAGCUAGAACAAAAACUGAGCACAAAGGAGGCAGAAAAAAAGCAGCGACAAGCCAAACCAAAGGAGAAAGCCACCUGUAGUUCUAAAGUGCUUAUAUCAAGAGCUAAACCAAAGUCAAGCGUACAUCAUGAAAGAGAAUCAUCUAGUAAUCAAAUGAAGAAGGAGAAAGCCAUUAGUAGUUCUAAAGUGCGUACACCAAAAGCUAGACCAAAUACAAGCAUUCAUCAGGAAAGAGAAUUAUCAAGUAAUCAGAUGAAGAAGGAGAAAGCCACUUGUAGUUCUAAAGAGCUUACAUCAAGAGCUAAAACAAAUGUGCUUAUUCAUCAAUCAAUAGCUGUAUCAAAUGCAAGCGUUCCUCGGGAAAGAGAAUCAAGUAAUCAAAUGAAGAAGAUGCCACAACAAACUUGCUCACCUAAAUCCAGUGGGAAGCCAGAGUCAGAAGUUCAAGACAACAAACCUCGACAACCUUGGAGGAUUUCAGGGAAGCCUGUGGGAUCAAAAGAUGCUAACCUUCCAAUUUAUUUCCCAGUGAAAGGUAGAUCAGACAAUCCCAAGUCAUCAUUUAUCUAUGAGCCGGAAAAUGCUUCUCCAAAUAUCCAUGUUUAAGACAGCUGCUGAAUCACACAGAGCAUUUUCCAAACAUUUAACAAAAUGCUGCUGCUUUUCUAUUUUGAAGUUCCAGGGGCCACAAAUGCGGUGCAUACAUCUCCAAAUGUCUACUAAUACAAUAGGGUGUCCAUUUUGUGUUUCCACUCGAGUGGUGAAAUUCUGCAUGUUUCUGUAUAUCAAUAGUAUGAACUUUUGGCCUUGGCUGAAUAUAAUAAAAGGGAUGAACUCUGUGGUCCUUACGAAA
This is a messenger RNA of Capsicum annuum, 2420 nucleotides long. Its product is annotated as protein WVD2-like 7. The transcript is spliced from 11 exons. Lineage: Eukaryota; Viridiplantae; Streptophyta; Magnoliopsida; Solanales; Solanaceae. The coding region runs from base 248 to 2173 and encodes 641 amino acids. The record is from RefSeq and is a predicted model, not a curated record.